GUCCCCCCUUCCUUCCUCACGGCAGUCACGCUGUCAUUAGUCGCCGGCUCCCUAGCCCUGACACGAAAGCCUAAAAAAUGAAGAUCUGGGCGUCAGAGCACAUUUUCAACCAUCCAUGGGAGACGGUGACCAAGGCAGCGAUGCAGAAGUACCCCAACCCCAUGAACCCCAGUGUGUUUGGUGUGGAUGUUCUGGACAGAGGCGUGGACACAGAGGGACGGUUACACAGCACCAGACUGCUCAGCACAGAGUGGGGGCUCCCCGCCAUGGCCAAGUCUAUCAUCGGGGUAACAAGAACAUGCACUUAUGUUCAGGAGCAUUCGGUGGUGGAUCCUAAAGAGAAGACCUUUGAGCUGAAAUCUACAAAUAUCUCCUUCACUAACCUGGUAUCUGUGGACGAGAAGCUGACAUACAAACCACAUCCGCAGGAUCCUGAAAAGACGGUGCUCACACAGGAGGCUCUGAUCAGUGUGAAAGGUGUCAGUCUGAGCAGCUACCUUGAGGGUCUCAUGGCAAAGACCAUCUCUGUGAACGCCGGCAAGGGCCGGGAGGCAAUGGAGUGGGUCAUCAGACGAUUAAACACUGAAAUUGAGGAGUUGGCGGCGACUGCCCGUGGAACUAUACGAGUUCCCAUGGCAGCAGCUGUUGCAGACAAAUGAUCCCGGCCUUCCCCAGCUUCCCUCUCCACCAUCAUGAACCAAUGGACCUCUCGGACAUUGCCUCUCACCUCACCCGCCAGCACAGCCGAAUAACCACAGCCCCAUCCUUUGGCCCUACGUAUGUUUGUGUGUGAAUGUCACAAGAACUCGCUGUUCGUCCCUCCUCAGCAGUCUGCACCGACGAGUUUGAUGCUCGCCGCUGUGGGCAGUGACGGGGAGAGUUGAGCUGAUGACAGUUAAAAAAAAAAAAGCAUACAGGGUUGAAGUGGACUGCACUUGAAGCUCAUAGGACUUAGUCUUGUGAUGUUAAAGCUCUUUUUUUAAAUAAUUCACACUGUGCCUCCACAUCAUCUCAUCAGUUUCCUCUCCUGUGUUUUUCUCCCCUUCAUCUUCUACUUUUCAUUUCUCUCUCACGUUCUCCUUUUGUCGUUUCCUGGUAAACAAGUUGAAUUGUGGUAACAGCUGGGAUGAAGUCACUAACUUUUUCUUUAUUGGCUGACUUCACUUUGUACGACAGAACUGACCGAAAUGUCUCAAAACCAAGAGCGCAACAGAGGCUGUAACAACUUAUAAAAGUAACAGAAACGCUGAAGCUCUGGGCUUUAUUCUCCACUGUCCUGUGAGAUCAGAUGCUGACACUCAAAGUCUUAUGUCAUCAGGUGGAAGUCUACCAGUUUUCUGAGUGGGUGUGAGUAAUCCAGAAUACUUGUAGGUGCAGGACGAAGACCAGCUAAGGCUUGUUAUUUGUCCAGAGUGUCAAAGCAUUUAAACGAAGCGUGGCACAGCGUUUUGCUGCCGAUGCGGGUCGGUAUGCUGAAGACAUCAGCAUGGUGGACUGGUCUUCUUAUGCUCUUUCUGGUCUUGUUCUUGGUACAAAUGACUUGAUUUCUGAAAGCCUCUCUCUUGUCCUUUUUAAUUUUUUUCUGUCACACUGAUGAUGUGCUGUAUAGUUUAAUGUUACAGUAUAAGAAUGUGCAUACUUGAAUGUCUAACUUAUUGUCAGCGUGUAUACUUAAAUACACUUGUAGUAGCAGGAAGGCCUUACAGUGCAGAGCUGCGAAAUGAGUGUACGAGCACCGAACAACAUGUUUGCGUUCACGUGUUUCAUGUGCUGUGAACACUCACCAGUGUUGUAGGAGGAGCUCUACAGGGUCAGUUCAGGAUCGCUGAGUGUGCCAACGUAAUAACUGAACCGGUUUAAUACCCCAGAACACUUUCAAACUUUACUUAUGAUCAUGAACAAACCCACUCUGUACUUCAUCCUGCCCAUAGAUGUUAUUUAUAGUGUAUUUGUAUUAGUGAGCAUUGACAAAGGCUAUUUAAUAGAUUGAUUUUAAAUGCUGUUUAGCUUGUGGUGUUUUUAUACUAACGUUGUCCUUUCUUACCCCACAGCAGUCUCAGGUGUUACAUAGGUGACCUUUGUUCAGUUUCCCUGUUUGCUUCUACAGACGACACACUGAGAUGAAGGUGACAUAAAAAGCCUGUAAUUCUUAUUUGUUCUUCCCUUUUCUUCUCUUCUCUCUAGAAAUUUUUACAUGGACAGGUGUACGAAUUGAAGUUUACAUUAAAGGGAUUUGUGGCACAAGUAGUGCUAUUUUAGUGUUACAACAUCCGUUAAUGGAGCUCAGCAUCACAAGUCUUCUGAGAUGCUCCACAGUCAGUAUCUUCCCUCGCUGUCAUGGUCUCAGUUAGUUCAGUAGCGCUUUGUAUCUACAGGAUGUUGAUCUUUUUCACACCUGCUCCCAGUUCAGCCAAGCUUCUUUUUUAAAAGCUUAUUCAUAAAUAACCAACUGGUGUUCCAGCUUGUCACAUGUCGUCCAGCUCAGGAUGAAACUGUUUGAAGUCCAGCUGCCUAACUGACCCAUCAGCCAGUCAGUAUCCACACAGUGUCUCCUCUCAUCAAUGAAGUGAUAUUGUUCUUUUUUCCUAAUGGGAACAUUUUGGGAACAGUGGAUGUAAAUAGGCUUAUAUUUAUAUUUUGGUGGUGUUACAUUCCAAGAAUGUGAACAUGUAACAGAAUCUAAAGAGUGCACAUGGAAAUGUUUCAAAAUAAAGAGAUGUCAUUGUUUCAUGAA
Molecule: messenger RNA, 2734 nt
Organism: Chelmon rostratus (copperband butterflyfish)
Lineage: Eukaryota; Metazoa; Chordata; Actinopteri; Chaetodontiformes; Chaetodontidae
Product: PRELI domain containing protein 3B-like
Exons: 6
Coding region: 78-659 (193 amino acids)
Biological process (GO): phospholipid transport
Cellular component (GO): mitochondrial intermembrane space
Molecular function (GO): phosphatidic acid transfer activity
Source: RefSeq, a predicted model, not a curated record